Molecule: messenger RNA, 1215 nt
Organism: Stylophora pistillata
Lineage: Eukaryota; Metazoa; Cnidaria; Anthozoa; Scleractinia; Pocilloporidae
Source: RefSeq, a predicted model, not a curated record
UUCAGACAAAGAUCGUGUAACUUGCUCCUACGAGAUGCCCUCGACCUCCGAACAGCUAUCGAUUGAUGAUCCUGUGCUUGUUCAUCAAACACAGAGCUCUGCUGAGCUUACCGUACACCUAACCCUUUCACGAACGGAAUCUGAGCUGGCUACCUACGAAACAGCUAGCGACCGCAAAAAAGAAUGCGAGGUCGAUAACAUUGAUGAGACUAAGUCUAUGUUAAUGGGUGAAGGGCGUUCAGAUUUUCAGGAACAAGCACGAGAUAACACAACGUUGGUUAGUGGCGAGAGAGGAAUAAAGCAGCCAGCCACAUUAUGCAGUGAAAAAGAAGAAAACAAGGAUCAUGUUUACGCUGUUGUUCACAAAGAUAGAAAAGGCAGAGCCAGUUCGGAAGCGAGCACCCUUAAAAACACUCCAGACCCCCCUCAAAAAGGAACAAGUGGGUUUCUUGUGAACCGGGCGUCCUGCGUUGAUUGUAUUGAUCGAUUGUCACAUCAAACUGAUUCAGGGCUCGAAAAAAGCAAAAAGGCUGCAGGGAGCAAGACGCUUCAGGCUGGUGGGAAUAUUGAACACUUGUACGCAGCUGUUGACAAGACAAACAAGAAGAAGAAACCGCCACAGAUUCCCCCUCCCUAUCGUGGUCUUGUGUACGCAGAUCUGAUCCAUUCCCGAGAAAACAGCGCCAAGUUUGUCAAAGAACAGUCCCAGACAGUAUACGCACACAUCGAUCACGUCAAGACAACAGGUGUGAAGAUAUCAGAGCAGAAUCUGGAGGAAACAAAGGAAGGGGAGCAUUAGUGAACUCGGUUCGUUUCUAAUCCUUGAAAUGAAUUCAUGCUGUACAUAGAUUGCUAACUCAAAACUUUAAGAAAAUGAUUGUAAUGAUUACAUAUCGCUGUUGUGGAAACAGUAAUUAGCAAUCAAUUGUUUUGGCAUUACAAAUGCCGGACUAUUUUGGUAAAAAUAAUUAGUUUCAAUUGAAUGUAACAUGGUGAUUGUAACAGCAUGAACUGUUGUGUACAUGAAUAAGAGAAUGACUCACUUUAACUUAAGUGAAAAAACUGAAAAAAAUAAGCAUUACUUACCCGCGAUAACUUUGCAUAGGGAUAGGUUCGAAAUCGGUGUUUCGCACAAGGGUGUACUGAAGAAAAGCAUUUUAUGAGCCUACUUUUACUUGGUGUUUAGUUCUACGCAAGAAGUAAGCUUUCUCUUUA